AUGAAAAUCAAUUUAACUAAAACUGAAUACAAAAAUAUAUAUGUACCAAAUGAUGAUUCAUACUUAUUUUUGGAUGCUUUAAAAGAAGAAAUUUAAUAUUUUCCAUAAAAUGCUGUUGUUGUUGAAAUGGGAUGUGGAUCAGGAAUCUUGAUAGGCAAUGUAAGUAAACUAUUGUAAGAAUAAAACAAUAGAGCUUUAAUGUGUAUUGGUAUUGAUAUAAAUUAUGAUGCUUGCAUUGCUUCUUCAAGAAUCACUCAAGAAAAUUAAAUAUAUUUUGAUUGUAUAAACUCAGAUGGAUUUGAAGGAUUGGCUUUAGACAAAUCUGGAAUAGACAUUUUUAUUUUCAAUCCUCCUUAUGUUCCAACUGAAGAUGAGGAAGUUGAAAGAUGCAAGAAAUAUUUUUAUGAAAAGUAGAAAUUAUUUGCACAAGCCUAUGCCAAUAAUAUGAGAGGUCAGGAAUUAGUUGAAGAAGUUUCUAAAGUGAAUUUAAUUGAUUGUUCAUAUUCAGGAGGUAAAGAUGGUAUGUUAAUAACUUGGAAAAUUCUUGAAAAGGCAAUCAAAUUUAUGAAUCCUAAUGGCAUUAUGUAAAUUAAAUAUUCUUAACUUAGCUACUUGUUUGUAAUUUAGGAAAAUCCCAUAAAUGAAAUAGUUUCUUUCUUUAAAGCAAAAGGUUAUGAAGGCUUUAUUCUUAAAAAGUAAUAAAAAUACAACGAAAUUUAAUUUAUAUUAAAAUUUGUAUGUAAUAGUGUUAAUAAAUAAUGA
Molecule: messenger RNA, 762 nt
Organism: Paramecium sonneborni
Lineage: Eukaryota; Ciliophora; Oligohymenophorea; Peniculida; Parameciidae
Source: the annotation of a GenBank genome assembly